Hippocampus comes (tiger tail seahorse) is the source of this 1328-nucleotide messenger RNA. RefSeq names its product ubiquitin-conjugating enzyme E2 D2-like. NCBI's taxonomy places the organism in Eukaryota, Metazoa, Chordata, Actinopteri, Syngnathiformes, Syngnathidae. The record is from RefSeq and is a predicted model, not a curated record. The transcript is spliced from 7 exons. Bases 456 to 899 code for a protein of 147 amino acids.
CGGCAUCAAAUCGACACGGGAAGCUUCGUGGUGCGGGUUUCUUAUCCGCGCCCUCCCCCUUACCUACCACCCCUACCCUGACGACGACGACGACACUCAAUCCACGGGGACGACUACUAAAGACAUUUUGGUGGUUAAGAAGAAACUAAGCUGGUUGAAAAUCGCCCGGCUUGGCUUCUCUCUUCUCGCUUCUUAUUGUUUUUUUUCCUUUCCAUCGUCGGCGCCUACGUAAUUCCUUUUUUUAGCCUCGUCGGCUAACUGUGUGUGCUAGCUCGAAACGACAAGGCCCCGAGCGUCGCGUUGUGUGUGUGCGUGUGUGUGAGUGUGUGAGAGACACUUGCGUCGGUUCAUUCGGAGCAAGGCCCCAGCAUCCUGGCAUAUCACGCCCGGUCUUCAUCGCUCGGAUCGACAACCGGCAGCAGCAGUAACAGCAGCGGCAGCAGCCCAACGCAAGGAUGGCUUUGAAACGGAUUAAUAAGGAGCUUCACGACCUGGCUCGUGACCCCCCAGCACAGUGCUCCGCUGGGCCAGUGGGUGAUGACAUGUUUCACUGGCAAGCCACAAUCAUGGGCCCCACUGACAGUCCAUAUCAGGGAGGUGUUUUCUUCUUGACUAUUCAUUUUCCAACAGACUAUCCCUUCAAACCACCCAAGGUUGCGUUCACAACGAGAAUCUACCACCCGAAUAUUAACAGUAACGGCAGUAUCUGUCUGGACAUUCUCAGAUCACAGUGGUCUCCAGCACUUACCAUUUCGAAAGUUCUUCUCUCCAUUUGCUCGCUGCUAUGCGACCCCAACCCAGACGACCCGCUAGUGCCAGAGAUUGCCCGAAUCUACAAAACAGAUAACGUCAAGUAUUCCAAAACGGCAAAAGAAUGGACACAAAAAUAUGCAAUGUGAUGGAGACAAAAUUCUCUGGUGGAGGGGGGGGGGAUACAUUUCUUUGGUUCAGACUGAAAUUUUUUUUUCUUUUUUUCCCCCCCAUUUAUAUGUAUUUUUUUUGUUUCAUCCAGAACAUUUAACACCUACUCUUAUUUGUUUUUCUCACCCGUGCGCAAAUCAGAAGAUUGUGUUUUUCUCUCAGGGCACGAGGCGACAGUUUUUCCCCAGAAUUUUCAAACGCACACCCUGUUUGAGCAUGCACCAUUAGCCAUCUCACAACCCACGCAUUAACUACUUAGAUUCAUUUGGCAAAAACAAAAAAAGAGAGAAAACUAGCUUCCAUCGCCCUGUUAGCACCGGAAGUGGGGGGGGGGAGCGCGUACAGAAAAAGCACUGCAGUCCGGAGACAAAAUAUUAAGAACCUCAAUGUUGUAUUUUAUGCAUGUU